Messenger RNA from Gryllus bimaculatus (two-spotted cricket), 12308 nucleotides. The record is from the annotation of a GenBank genome assembly. Lineage: Eukaryota; Metazoa; Arthropoda; Insecta; Orthoptera; Gryllidae.
AUGCGCUCGUUGAAGGCGCUCGUAUGUACUUCGCUGGGCAACCACGAGUUCGACGACGGCGUGGCGGGGCUGGCGCCGUUCCUGCGCGACGCGCAGUUCCCAGUGCUGGCGGCCAACAUCAACGUCAGCGCCGAGCCCUCGCUGCAGCAGCCCAAGCUCAAGCCCAUCGCCGAGUUCACCCUCGGCGGCCACAAGGUGGGCGUGAUCGGGUACGUGACGCCCGAGACGGUGAACAUCUCCUUCACGGGGAAGGUGCAGUUCGAGGACGAGGUGGCGGCCAUCCGCCGCGAGGCGCGCCACCUCAAGGCCCGCGACGUCCACAUCAUCAUCGCCCUCGGCCACUCCGGCUACGACGUGGACCUGCGCAUCGCGGAGGAGGUGGAGGACGUGGACGUGGUGGUGGGCGGCCACACCAACACCUUCCUCUACUCGGGCGACCCGCCGGACAGCGAGAACGCCACCGACCUCUACCCCACGGUGGUGACGCAGGCGUCGGGCCGCAAGGUGCCCGUGGUGCAGGCGUACGCCUACACCAAGUACAUGGGCCGCCUCAACCUCGUCUUCAACAACCAGGGCGAGCUGCGCUCCUUCGACGGCAAUCCGCUCCUGCUCAACGCCAGCAUUGAGGAAGGUCAGUCCCGCUCAAGGGCACGCACAAAAAAGGGAGAGAGGAGGCAGGCUCCAAUACCGAGCCGUAAAAGUGGAGCUGUGCUGCUCCCUAUUGGAGUCUGCCUUCUCUCUCUCUUUUUCUUGUGUGACUUUGAGAUGCUACGUUAAAAAAAGUGAUUAUACGACCCGAUUUACUUAAAGGUUUGCGUCCCGCAAGUACUUUUUGGCCGUACCCGUUCCGCAAAGUGUUACUUUGCCAUACGCGUUCUGCGAAACGCGGACAUGAAGCGCGAGCUGGAGACGUGGCGGCCGUCGGUGGAGGCGCGCACCAAGGAGGUGGUGGGGCGCUCGGACGUUCUGCUCGAGGGCGACUACCGCAAGUGCCGCACGCAGGAGUGCACCCUCGGCAACCUCGUCGCCGACGCCUACGUCAUGCACCACGCGCGCCGCCUGCCGCCGGCGGAGGGCGCGUGGACGGACGCGGCGGUGGCGCUGCAGCACGGCGGCGGGCUGCGCGCCGACGUGGACGGGCGCCUGGGGCCCGCGCACAACGUGACGGUGGGCGCGCUGCUGCUGGCGCUGCCCUUCGAGAACCGCAUGUUCCGCUGCGAGGUGGAGGGCGGCCGCCUGCGCCAGGCACUCGAGUGGGGCGUGUGGCGCUACGACCCCAUGCGCGUCGUCAACCCGGGCGCCUUCCUGCAGCUCUCCGGGCUGCGCGUGACGUACGACUUGCGGCGCGAGGCGGGGCGGCGCGUGGCCGAGGCGCUGGUGCUGUGCGCGCGGUGCGCGGUGCCCGACUGGCAGCCGCUGCAGGACGACGCCUCGUACGGCGUCAAGCAAGGGAUAAGUCAAAAUUACACCGAUCUGGAUGUGGUGAUCGAGCAUUUCCGCAAGCGAUCUCCCGUUAUGACCUACAUCGAUGGUCGAAUCGCAUUCGACCCUCCGGUGGAAGUCGUAGCGGAUGCUAUGAAGACAACGGGCGGAGCGACGACAUCAAUUCCUUCGUUCGCCAUCGGAUUUUUUGUCAUUGUGGCGCUAGUUGUCAAUACCGCGUCACGAAGUCUGUGAGUGUGCCGUAAGAUGUCUCUUUCCUCAUUCAGAGCGUUCCCCGCCGAUGAGUUACUUUUUUGUCUCUCCCAGCCCGGCGUCUACAAAGGAUGAUAGUAGACCAAGAAUUGCUAAGCGCAUUUCAAGGAGAGUGCAUUUUUUAUAAUUGAAUAAGAGAAUCAAUUUUUUCUUUCCUUUUUGAUUUUAUACUAUUUGUUGUGAAUAUGUCAACUAUAAGAGUAAAAUUAAAUCAUUUUUAGUUAGUAAGGAAUCAUUUCACCUACAAACCAAGCAGUUGUCAAUGAAAUCAAAGUUUGUGAUUGAUUUAGUGAAAGCUUAUCAAAAUUUUAUUUCUAUUUAAAUAAUUUUAGUGUUUUUAUUAGGUACAUUUUCUUGUAAAUGACGAAUUUUAAAGAAAGGAUUGUAUUGUAUUAUUUUUAUAUCGAAAACCAAAAUGAUUUUAUUUUAGAAAAAGGACUAUAAUUCUUGUAUUAUAAAUAGGUUUUCUUAUUAUUGAAUUUUUUUAAAGUAAUGACUGUCAGGAAGUUCGGCAUUUAAUGAAGUAUUAAUGAAUCCAUUCCUCAUAUCCCUUCGUAUGUUUAUGCUUUCAAUAUUUUUGUUUUCUUUCUUUCAAAUUCUAAGAUUUCAUUUUUAAUUGACAGUUACAUGUGCAGAAAACAUGUUGAUAUUUUCUUCUUCUCUUCUUUUUUUUCCAGUCUAAGGGAUUUUUUUUUUUUCAUUGAAUAAUUUCAUUUUUUUUUUUUUCUUGGCAAUUUUUUGAAAUGUUUAAAAUUUACUUAGCAUUGACCAAAAUAAACUGAAACUUCCUCAUAUUUGUAAAGUGGGAAUGAAAUAGAAGUUUCAAGUUCUUGAAAGUAUUUGAAACAUAUAGAAAAGAAAAUGUAUUACUUUGAUUGACAUUUGAUAAGCAAUUUCUUAUAUAUUGGCUAGACCAUGUGGGGAAAAUAUAUACUUUUUUUUAGUUUUCCACAAUUAUUUCUUUAGUCAUUUUUAGAAAAUUAUUUUAUAUUACUAAAAUAACUUUAUUGCCUAAUCUUCUUUUGAUUAUGAGUAAAAAAAAUAAUGGUUUUAGUUUUUAAGAGAAAGGUAGAUUUGAUAGAGGGAUUUAAUAUUUCAUUUUAGGAGGAACACUGCAUUUUUUUAUUUUAGUUCUUAUACAUAGAGCAUAUUUCCUAACCUGAAAUUGAGUACUGGUACCUAUUAUUUUUUUAAUAUGAGUUUUGGAGUAGCCUACAAUUAAUGUGGUACUGAAGAAGUUUGAUUUAAGUAUAUAAAUGUAGAAUAAAUGUAUGGCUUGGUUGCUGGAAGUAGUGAGUAUGUUGUGCUAUGAAAUAUUUUCUGUGGAAGUCUCUUUUACUUUUUAAAUUUGAAUAACAUUCUUUGAUAUGUUUUAAUGUUUUAUAACAAAGUUCUGGAUUCCAAGGGCAAAUAUUGAUGAAAACAUUUUCAAAAGUAAGUGAAACACUAGCUAAAGAACUUACAUAUAUAUGAUAUUGUGUCUAUUGUCCUUGCUGCAGUACAUUAUUAACAUGCACUACAAAAUUGGUUGUUAUUACAAUAUUUUCAAGUUCUAGAACUGAAUUGAAAAUGGAUAAUUAAUAGUUUGCGUGUUGAUUAACGAAGAGAAUACUGUAUGAUAAAUAUCACUGCUGACCAGAUUUUUCAACAAUUUUAAGUUCAUGCAUUUGUGCAUGCAAAAUAAUUAUAUUUGCAUUCAUUUUGAUAUCUUGGUUCUAUUAGGAAUUUCCUCAGAGCUUUAAGUGUUUGAGUGAAACCUUAUUGCUGAAUUUAAUAAAAAAGAUAAUUUGUUUUCAUUAAUUGAAAAGUUUAGUGGGUUGUUUUCAAUACCAGUAUGCUUUGUUGGUUGGUUAAGAAACUAAGAAUAUAUUAUUACUUGUAAUAGUAAUUAGAUUCAUUAGCCCUACAUCUUACCUUACAAAAAGCAAAAAUUACAAGUAAUUAAAAAAAGAAAAACAUCAACUGAAAUGUCUAGUCAGAAAUAAAAAGAAAAUAUCUUUAAGAUAUCUGCUAAAUGAAAUGGAAAUCUAUUUCUUGAAUAGUUCAAACUUUCUCUGCAUUUGAUGUAAUAUUCUCAUAUUUAAAAUGAAAAUGGACAAAACUUCAUUGAAGUUUCACUUUUUUUCUAAACAAGAUCAUCCUGUCACAUCAAAAAACUUUCACAAUGCCUUUAAAACCUUUAUAAUAAGCAUAUAUGAUUUUCAAAUAGGUUAAUUUCGUUGGUUUAUGUACUUAACUUUAAAAUUAAAAAUGAUUAAACAAACAAGGGACCAAUAUGUUAUACAGUCAAGCAAAAAGAUUUAUUGAUGAAAAAGUGAGCAUAAGAGUUUCAAACAUUACAUUAUUGUGAACAAGUGUGCAGUUGACUUUUACAUUUGAUUCCAAUUUAUCAAUUUAAAUAUGAAGCUCUGUAAUUUAUCUAAGUAUAUUUUUUUCACAAAUCAAAUAUUUUAUCUCACUGCUUUUCCCUGAAUCAAAACCAAAACUCUGAUUUGAGACCAUAUAUUGAAACUAGGAAUGAAUUAAUUCAUAUUCAAAACAAAAGUGACAAGUGACUCGAAACAAAAAUUAUUAACAAUAACACUCUGAAAAACAAUAUUUUCUGAAUUUUUCAAACCAAGGCAUGGAAUUACAAGACAUUUAAAAAAUAAAAGUGUUGAUUUCAUUUAUUUUUGUAAAAAUAAAAAAUGUCUGUACACCAAUAUAAACUAAAUUAAUCUCAGUUAAACAAAUCUCUUAUUUUUGGGAAUCAAUUGUAUUGUCAACUGCCUCACCUCACCAGAAUCCAGUGACAAUUUUUACUUUAUAUUAAUCACAUGUCUCAGCUGUCUUGAAGAUUAAUAUUGCAGCAUAGGCACCUUUAAUAAAUAUAUUCAAAUGGCAGAGUGUCUGUUUUGAGUGUUCUCAAAAGUAAUGAACUUCACCCAGAGAAAAAAUAAUCCACAUUUUAUUAAACAAUCAAUUAUUUUUUGGAAAUGGGAUAUGACUUUUAGGGGGCACCAUUGACAAAACAGUUUUUAUCACUGUAUCACAGUGCACAUUAUUUUGUUACUGUAUAUAUAAAAUAUAACAGCAAAGAAUUUUAUUUACUCAGAACUAAAUUUUUGCUGAAUAAUACAUAUGUGCCCAAUGUAUUGAUCAUCUUGCGAUUUUAAUAAUCACCUUUAAUAACGAAUAAACUCCUUGUUCUUGCAGUAAUGUGCUACUAUUUAAUAUCAAAUUAUUCUCUUUCUAGAUUGAAAUAAGAGUAGUUUAUACUCUACAUUAAAAUGUAAUUUCUUAUAUUUACUGAACUCAAAAGGUGCUAUACUUAGUAUACUGCAAUACUGACAGAAAAUGGCAAUGGGUGCAAGUCAUUUUUUAUGUUCUUAUACAAAAAAAAAAAAAAAAAAAAAAAAGUACAAGAAUCAACAAGAAUAAUAAAGUGAAACAUUCUUUGGACGGAUAACGUAAUGUUCACAUUACCAUUGUAGAGGCCUGUACCCUGUUGAUGAGUUGGUGAAAUACAAUGUCAAGUUGUUUUAUCAUUAUGAAUUUAUAGAGACAACACUUGAAAACAUACACACUCUGUCAUGAUGAAGAGUCAUCAUUGUUACUUUAAGCAACUGAUGUAUUGCACAAAAAAUAAAAUAUAUAAUACAAUUAACAUUUUCAUAGGAACGAAGUUUACACAACAAUCCAUAGAUAAAUUGAAUUCUUAAUUUAAGUACAAAAUUAAGUAAAAAAGAGCUUUCAUUGGUCUCUGUUAGAAAACCUGCAAAAUAUUUGUUUGCAUGAAGAAAUCACCAUGUUAUAUAUAGAAGUAUAAAUGUAAAUUAUGAAUAGUAAAAAUCUACUGGCAUUGGUAAUUAAAAAUAAAAUAUUUUUAUGCCUUAAAUACAAAAUUAAAUUGGCAUAAUAAAAUUUUAUUAUUGAUUUGUGUUAUGAAUACAAAUAUUUAUUUACAGUAUGUUUCUAUUCACUCAAUAUGCUUGUACAAGAUUUUCAAGUGCUUAAAAAAUAUUACUGAAACACAGUGAUUUCUUCCAACAUUAUUUUUAUAAGGUAGAAACUAUGUAGACUAGCACAUAGACUAUUGGCUUUAAAUGAAUAAACUUGUAAGGCACACAGUUUAAUUUCCAAGAAGAGCAAACAUUAUUAUCCUUUUCCAUGUAAGUUUAAGCUGAGCAAUAUUUUAUACUUUGAGAAGCAAUAUCAAGAAAGUUUUCAUGAAGCUCAAAACUGGAUUCUCUAACUCCAAGCAACUAAUUAAAGCAUUUUUAAAGAAAUCAUUUCAAAUUUACCAUCCACUUUGUAAUUUUUGAGAAAAUAACACAGCAUUUUUUUUUUCUGUUUAGAACACUAUUUACCCUAUGAACUUGAAUGUUUUAUUCAUGCAAAAGAAAUUACUGGAAACAUUCAUUCCUAAUAAUAAUUUAAAGGUAUGCUUCAAUUAAAUCAAAUAAAUCAACUUCAAACAGUUCAAUCAAUGCAAAUCAUCUUCAUGAUUUGUUUGAAAUAAGUGAAUGGUAAUAUUUGAAAUGUUUGAGAUUUCUUCACUAUAAGAAAUUAAUUAGAUCUAUUGCUCCUGUAACUACAAAAACUUAUAUUAUUUCAUCUUAUUUCAUAUUUUUGUUUACAGAAGAUACCUGCUACAUUCUCUACAUCAUCAUUUCUAUUCACUUUAUAUUUUAAUUUACACUUUCACCAAAUCUACAUCCAAAUAAAAUGGAAACAUUCACAUAACAACGUUUAACAACAAUUAAAAUGGGUGAGAAUUCUUAGUUCUUGGAAAGAGUAUUGAGGACAGUUAUUACUUUGAAAUAUUUUCUUUGCUAUAGAGAUAGUUCAACAAUAAAACUAUAGUCUAUAUAACACAGAUAUUUGCAUAUAUCUUUUGUGUUUCAAUCUUCACAAGAAAUUAAAUUGCAUUAUCUUUUAAAAAGUACAAACAUAUGCAGUUUGUUAUUGGACAAGAUAAUUUCCCAUUUAAAGCUGAAGUUGUCUGCCAAGAAGCUAUUUUUAUUUUACCCGAGUAAUUUCGAUUCAGAUAUAAAUAUAUUUUCAGUUUCAUAAUUUCAGUCUUGAAAACUCAAACAACCUUAUUAUUGUUGUUGAUUUAGUAUGUAUUCUAGUUCUUCUCCUAAACACAAACCAAAUCCAAAACAAAACAAAACAAAACAAAAAAUUAAUUAGGCUUUUUUUCUUAGAAGUAGAACUAUUCAUAAAUAGUACAUUCAAAUAGUAGGUGGAUAGAAAAAUGUAAUGUCAUACACUACUUAUUAUUUAAUAGAGCAUAUAAAUGUACAGGGUUUAAGAAAACAGGAAGAUUGGCACUUUAUCUCAGCAAUAGUGCAUUAGUUUUAAGAGAGAAUAUUCAUACUCGGAAGAAAUUCAGAAUUGACUAUUAAUAAGAUGACAUAUUUUCUGUUUUCAAAAUUUGCAAUGUAUUGUAUCACUAAAAACACUAAUAUUUGAAAAUGAGUUAAAAGAUCAUAUACAUUGUUAUGAUCUACUUCAUAUUGUCUACAUUAAGUUGAUUAUCAGUGUGAUUUGUUAAGGAUUCUAUAGGUCAGGACCUGGAGUGUUUACUUACAGAAAUAUAUUAUGCAUUAUAUAAUUUGUUUAGUGAAAGGAACAUCAAAGAUUUUAUAGUAACUUUUGCGGAGUUACACUGAAUGAUAGUCUUCAUAACUGUAGAUGGAAAAACGCUUUUUAAAUCUUUAUAGCACUGUUUUAAGAACAGUAGUGAUUAAAGAAAUAAAGAUAAUAUAAGGAAAAUGGAACAAAGCACUUAUAAUGACAUGAUCAAAUGGAAGUAGGAAAUGUUUUAACAAGUCACAUCUCUGGUCCAAAUACAAACAAAGUUCAAUACCCAGUAAAAUAUUUCCUUAAAUACUUUUCUUCCAGGCAGGUUCAAGAAUCUUAAUAAUAAUAAUUCAGAAACUAAUUCCAACCUCCUGACGCAUUUCAAACUUAGUUCACACAUUUUUAUUCAUACAAUCCUUUGUCAGGCACAAUACUUUUUGUACCAUGGUCAGGCACUGGUUAGAGCAUAGACCUACUGCAUUAGUUGUAACAUUAUGAUAUGCAUUUGAUUUUAUUAUGCUUAAGAGUUUAAUUACUUUUAUUUACUUAUUAGUAUAAAAUGUAAAUCCACUGAAAAGCACAAUACAUUUGACCAGCCCAGACCCUUAAAUGAUAAAUGCAUCAGUAAAUUUUAGAUAGAAUCACAUAAUUGCUAGUCUAAAUGUUGCCACUUCCAAAAUAUAUUUGGAAAUGUAUUUGGAGUUAACUCCCAAAUAUAUUGCAACUGGCCAUGAGUUAAUUUAAUUAACAAUGUCAUUAUUUUAUGACUUGGUCUUUAGUACGUAGUUUUAAUCAGUGAUGUUCAUAUGAUGAAACAACAGCAAAAUGAUGACUAUUGGCACAAUAGGAUGGUUCACCACAAUCCGCAACAAUAGAUGCAAGAGCACUUUGGCAGCAAACUACAAAAUCUAUUUGAGUAUGUUUGGAAUAUUAACACGAGACAAAACACACUGAAACCAUCUUAUUUUUCAUUACAUUUUCAUUCUCUAAGAUCCUUAUAAGGCCUUUCAAUAUUAAAAAUUGUACUUAAGUAAAAGCAUAUCUUGUAAUGUGGCAAAAAAUCAAUAUUUCUGAAAUUUAUUUAUUUAUUUCAUUGAUUUAUUUUAUUAGCAUUAACAAUUAUUUAAUUAAUUUACAUAAUAUUUACCUUACAAUUUUUCAAGUUAUUUAGUAUUAAUAUUUUCAACAUACCACCUUCAGUUGUUUUAUUAACAUGCAUUAUGUUUGAUUUUCAUUGUACAUCAAUUACAUUGGUCAAGUCAUAUUUUUUCUUCAGGAAGAAAUUUUGAUUUACUUGCCACAAACAAAAAGCAUGUAAUUACACAUAUUAUAUUUUAUUAUAUUUUUUUAAGGAUUGUGUAGUGUUCUUAGUAACUUUUGUUACAAAGCAUAUCAAGCAGAAAACUGACUACAAAAGAUGCAUAUUGGAGUAAUUAGUAUUAAGUUGUUUUUUAAACGAAUUAUUUUAAAUAUAUGUAAUAUUUGUAUCAUUUCAUUUACAAUAUAUAAUUUACUAAAUAUUAGAGGAAUACCAACUUAAAUAAAUAACUUUUAUAGCUUGACAAACUAGAAAAAAAAUCUGCACUCAUGCUUCAUGCAACAAGGGGUCUCGUUGCCUUAAUGUGCCUCGUACAACUUCUCUUUGCAGUAGUAAUGAAUGCCAGAUGAACUGCAUUAUCAUAUCAGGUACUUGGGUACUCAAGAGCAGUGAUCAGCAAUCUUUUAGAUAUUGUGAAUCAUUAAAUUCAUGAUUUAAAAUUUCGCAGACCACUAACAUAAUUGUUAAAAGAAAGUAUUAAAAAUGCAAUUUUCCAUAGAAUCAAGUUUCAUAUUAAGUUUACAAUACUUUUUUAAAAUUAUAUUUUAUUGAAAAUAAAAAAGUGUCUUGGCUCUCAAUUAUUUUUAACUUUUAUUAAAAUUUCUAGAAAAAAUAUGGUACACUUGUUCUUUGCUGACUGUUAAAAUUUAUCAUGUACUACCAGUGACCCGUGGACCACCGGUUGCUGACCACUGCUCUUGGGACAUCAAACAACCAGAAUACAAGUCACACAGAACUUGCGACCUCAAACUUUAGGAUCACACCACAACUAACAACGAUGAAUGAAAUGUCACACACUUACAAUUAUUAUCUCAAACUCUUAAAAAAUCAUGUGAAUGGACAUUUCCAGGUAAAACGUGUGAGAGGCAAUAACUUUUGAACACCCUUUUAUGAGAUACAUAGGCAUGCGCAGGGGAGGAAGGGGGCAUGAUGUUUCCCUAAAAGUUUUUAAAGUAGUCCCAUAACCUUACUUAAUAAUUAAUAAAACAUUUUAUUUGCAAAAAUAUGUGUUAAUUUCCUGAUUUCCACCAUUUUUUCACCUGACAAAUUAGGGAAUUUUUGUGAGAGUUUGGGGAAAGGGCUCUCCCAGCCAAGUGGCAACACUAUGAAAGGUUCAACAUGAAAUGAAUUGAAUUUAUUAACUGUAUCAUUUGAGUUACAAUUACAUUCUCCUUGUAGUAAGUUUUAUUUAUUUUCUUACUAGUAAAAUCUAUCAUAUUGCUUGUAGGCUGCAAUAGUGUCACAACUCAAAGAAUAAGAAUUUUGAGUUGAAGCACUCUCCAGAAUUGCAAAUUGGUCUACCUUCCUGCAGCACAUCUUACAGUACAGUAUUCCACCAACAAAUUGCAGAAAUGUGAAUGCAAGAAUGAUACAUUUCAAUUCAAGGUGAAAACUUGAAACUCAAUUAUCUCAACACCUAUUUGUGCUACUAUUGCAGCCCACAAAUGAUAUAUAAAUAAAAAAAUUAAUGAAAAAGUCUCAGAAAUAUAGUAGGCCCCCUUCUUGUUUUAGGCUGCGCACACCUAUGAUAAGGCAUUUUCCUCACUGCAUAUUCUUUGUAAACUGGGAUGAAUAAAAGCAAAGAAUGUUGGGUAUUAGCGGAAGCAAAAGUGUGCCUCUCUACAAAUCCAUACCUGCACAAACCAGAGAUAUAUUAACUUGCCAAAAAAUAGAACAAUUAUUUGAAUAUUAACAGUAGAUUCAUAUUCGCACAUGCGUCUAUAAAUACAUAUUUGAAAAUAUUUCAACUAGAAUAAAAAAAAUACAAUAAUACAUGUAAAAUAAAAAUUCUUUAGAUUUCACAGAACUACAUGGAGAUCUUGAAUAUUGCACUUCAGAACCAAGGACAAAAAUACUUCAUUAUGUAAUAACUUUAGAUUGUGUAUUAAAAUUAUAUUGCACUGUAACAGCUUGCAAUAAUUCAAUUCCAUAACUCCAGUAAGGGUAAAAUAUAUAACAUCAUUUUCUGUUCAAAAUAACUUAUCAUUUUCUAAGAUUAUUUAACUUAAAGUUAAUUUUAUAUAAAAUUCAAUUCCAAAAAGCAUUAAUUCUCAUUUUUUACCUUCAUAUACCCUAACACUCUUCAAAACCAAUGCAUGAAGCUAGAUACCAAAACAUAUUAUACACGAGGAUUUUCUUUAAAAUCAAGAAACUUGAGAUUGAAAAUACUGUUUAAAAAAUGUCAUAAAUUUAUAACACUUUAAAAAAAAACAACACUGAAUCAUAUUCUUUCAUCUAAAUUUUUCUACUGAACUUUUAAAAAUAAAAAAUGUAAACAUAUAUUUGCAUUUUGCUCUCUCUUUGCACUCUGGUUAUUAUGUUACAUAAUUUACACAUAAGGUUAACUAUCCUUGUAAAUUGUGAAAUUAUGGCCAAGCUUAGGCAAGAAAAAAUAUCCACAGUUUUCAGCUAUUCAGUAUUCAAAGCCCAGAUAUGAAUUUGUUAAUGAGUACAGAAAACAUAUUUGAAUUAGUUUAAUAUAGCAAUUCACUCAACGGUAAUAGUAAUUGCCUUGCAGAUUGAAGCAUUGUUUCAGUGUCUCCUGACAGUCACUGUACUCCUUCCAAGGCCUCUUCACUCUUGAAUCCAGCAAUUCCAAGUGUUCUACAAGUGGUGUUGCAUCUGUUAGCUCAUUUCCUUCUAGCAGUUUUGUCAAGAGCUGCAAGAAAUUCUUUGAAGAAGAGAGAAGCUUCUGUUGCAAUACCAACAGAUCAGUUUUCUCCCCACACAAUGAGCAAAUAACGGAAGUUGCAUUUUCCUCACAGAGCAGUUGACUGCAACAUUUCACACACAGGUAUCGAGGUGAAGUAGAUGGCAGGUUGGAAUAGCAGGGCCAAUCUUUUAGGCAGGGUUCGCAGCUGCAGGAGAAAUGGUAUUGGCUCUGCAGGUGAGCCUGGCGCACAGACCGAGGAUGAAGUGCAUAGUGCUGGCCAUAGUUGUCUAGCAACUGCAAACAAAUUGCAACUUUUGAAGAUUAAUUCACAUUAAGAAAUGAAGAGAUUCAAAAAAAUGUAAAAGCCAAAAACAUUGUUUUACAUAUUGAAAAAUAUCAAGGAAAGAACAUAAAUGUGAAGAAAAAAGGAAUGAAAUGGAUUGUUUCCCAAGAAAAGUAAUUAAAUACAAGACAAAGGGAGGAAGACUCUCAUGCAGACCAAGAUCAUCUUGGAAGUCUCUACAGGAAAACUUGAAAAAUUAAAAGGAACAGGCCAAAAGGCCUUAACCUUGUGUGUGCAUGAUGAUGAUGAUUGUUGGAGAUCCAGGGCAGCAAGGAGCAAGGGUUGCAAGGAAAAAUCUCGAUACAGUGGUCAAGGAUCUCAGGUUUCAAUUGAAUUGCUUGGAUGCGACGGAAUGGUACUGCAUAAAUAACACCAACUACGUUGAUGAUUAUUUAAGGUUAAUAACUUUAAUGGCAUUGUUCAAUAAAAGGGAAAAAAAGAGUUUCAAUUAUGUAAAUAUUUAAGGCCUUCCAUGUUCUUUACCACAAGUGAUUUUAAAAGAAUGUUAAAUAUAACAUGAACAGGGACAAUGACUUUACAUUUACAUUCGGUAUUAGAAGACAUGGAACUAUUCUGAUACAUUAAGAGACUGAGAAAACUCAGAAAAACAACACCAUAAAAAACUGUCAAGGUGGUAACUUUACUUAUCUAAAAAGCACAAUGAGUUAAAAAAAACAUUAAAAAAGAAAGAAAGAAAAAAAGAAGUGAUUUCUCAUAGCAGUAUUCAGAGG